Molecule: messenger RNA, 528 nt
Organism: Peronospora matthiolae
Lineage: Eukaryota; Oomycota; Peronosporomycetes; Peronosporales; Peronosporaceae
Source: the annotation of a GenBank genome assembly
AUGACGCGAACUGGUCCCACACCUGCGGUCGGUGUUGACGUUUCGCCACGCGAACAACCAACUGGCCCCGAUUUCACUACAGACGCGGUUGAAGGUACCUCGGUGAGCGGAGGUCCGAUCGGCCCUGCUUUGGGACUCGAUGCUGUUGUGGACCUCGCUUCAAAUACGGAACCGAUCGGCUCCACGUUGACGCCUGAUGUCCUUGACAGUUCCGCUGCAAGUGACAAGCCGAUUGGGGUCGGAGAAUCUGCUGCAACCACUGAUCCGAUGAGCUCCGCGUUGACGCUUGAUGUCGUCGACAAUUUUGCUGCAAGUGGCGAUCCUAUUAAGGUUAUUCCGUUGCCGGCAACCCGAGUUGAAACACCAAUAGUUGAUGAAACGAUCGCCGUUGGCAACGGCUCGCAUCCCAGUAGGAUCUUGUGGAUAGCUAUCGCGAUUUGGAGCAAGCGUUGCGGGAGCAAACUCGGAGGGGUGAUCGACUAUGACAAGAACUCCGUUCUCUUACCGAGUCGGCCUCUCCUUUUGUGA